Porites lobata is the source of this 1557-nucleotide messenger RNA. The record is from the annotation of a GenBank genome assembly. Lineage: Eukaryota; Metazoa; Cnidaria; Anthozoa; Scleractinia; Poritidae.
AUGUUUGUCAAAAUGCUUUGUGAGAGCCUGCAUAAGGAAAUAGAUGAUUUUCCACUGUACUCAGGAAGUUUUGCAGAAAAUUUUGUUUGCAACCCUGAGUCAGAACUUUGCAUGCUUGGCAAAUGUAAAAAGUGUGCAAAAUGCCCCAGCUUGUUGCAAAAAAUAAGGUCAAGUUCAGGAAACCUUGAUGAGCAUGCAACAUGGUAUCAGUGGGAGCAUGUGGAACAAAUGGUGCAGGCAAAGAAAGGAAAAAGCAUGAAAAGGGUAACGAAAAUUCAGAAAGUUCUGAAAGAGGGUACUGUUGAUGAUUUACUGGAAGAUCUAGAAGUUCAGCUGCCAUCAUUCUUAGAACAUGUGUUUGUAAAGCGACAACAGGCAAGAAUUUUCAAAGAGAAGAUAGAACAUCUGACAGAGGAAGAGGCAGUGGUGCAAGUUGAUUUUGCUGAAAAUUUCAGCUGCAAGUACCAGGGAGAAGUUCAGUCAGCACACUGGAGCCAAGACCUAGUUACCCAGUUCACUGUUGCAAUCUGGACAAAGUCUGGAGACAAAAACAGCUGUUGUGAAUCUCACGUCAUUGUUUCAGAUGAUUUGAAGCAUGACAAAACAUCUGUUGCCGUGUUCAUGUGCAAAGUUGUCAACGACCUUGUGAAGGUGAGACACCCAGACAUAACUUGAGUUUGGAUAUUUUCAGAUGGACCAAGCACGUAGUUCAAGAAAAGGUACAGUGCCCAUUUUCUCCAUUUACUUCAAGGUCAAGGUCUUAACAUCCAGUGGAACUACUUUGCCACAUCACAUGGGAAAGGGGCUGUUUAUGGUAUCGGGGGAACUGUGAAGCGCAUGGUUUGGAAUGCUGUAUCCACAAGAAAGGUGGAAGCAGUCAAAGAUGCUUGCUCUCUUGCAAGUGUUGCAAAUACUAAGUUGAGCACACCUGUUGCGGUGACCUUUGUUGGAUCUAAAGAAUUAGAAGCUACUGCAGACUUACUUGGAUUAAAGAAAUUCUUCUCUGUUGAACCAGUAAUCCCAGGUAUUGCCAAAUUUCACAGCUUAGAACCACUCAGGAAUGGUCUUAUUCGUUGCCGUACUUUCUCUUACCAGAGUACCUGGAUUGAAAUGGGUGUCCAGUUGUCUGGUUCAGAAAAUGAAGACCUGGAUCAAAAUGAUAGUGAUGAUCAAGACUCUUCCUCUCUAAGCAAGGGAAGCAACAGUACCAGCAGUGCUGAUGAAGACGAGACCAGUGGAGAGAAAGGAGACUUUUUCAGCAGUGCUUCAAGAAACAGCCAUCACACGUACAAAGAAGUUUCAAGUGAGAGCAGUAAGGAAGACAGUAAAAAUCAUGAUGAAGAGGGUGACUCGAGUGAAGAAGAAGGUGUGACAAGAAACAAAGGUUCAGGUGGUCCAGAUGCGAAAGAAAGAGCCAGCAAUGCAAAUAAAAGUUCAAGUGACGAGGAAGAGAUGUCAGAGAAGAAAGAUAUCCAAGUUCAGCAGGGCCUUCCUGACAAGCUACUAUCACCGAUAUAUUCAAAGGAUGUGCUUUGUUCAGCCUUCCACAUCAUUUAG